Parathielavia appendiculata is the source of this 858-nucleotide messenger RNA. RefSeq lists its product as uncharacterized. The transcript has a single exon. Bases 210 to 755 code for a protein of 181 amino acids. The record is from RefSeq and is a predicted model, not a curated record. Lineage: Eukaryota; Fungi; Ascomycota; Sordariomycetes; Sordariales; Chaetomiaceae.
GAGAGUAGAGGGCUUGUACGAGUUGAUGGUUGAACGUCAAGGAAUUGGAUGUAGUUAGCGUGCCAAGGCCCUUUAGGCUUCGUGCCUCCGGGCGAAAUAAAUUCCAUCCAUCCAUCCAGCCUAGGGCUGGCUUGAUAGGAAAGGCUGCGUGAAUCGUGCCGAAAACAGAAUCCGUUUGCCUGUUCCGGUGCCACCGUGUGACCGGCGAAAUGGAGACAUCGCCUGUAUUAAGUGCCGGCCUUGGGAAUUGCACAAGCAGAGGUAGGGGAAUCAGACCGGGGUGGUGCGGAAGGAUAAGCCAGACAACGCGCCCCCCUCGCAGUGGCUCCUUUCUGAGUUCAAGCGGCGAUAGUUCAACUGUGGAGGUGUUGGGAAGACAAGCUUCGGGGACCCAACCAGAAGACGGAACUGAUGUUGCUGUGAGCCAAGUUGAUGAAUCCUCCUCCACGGCCUGGAGUCAUGGCGGCGGUGUGACGGUUGAGGCUGCAAGGCGGAAGGCUGCCAUUGUUGCGGUGCGUGGGGUGUGCAAGGCUGCCUUGACUGGUGCUUUCCCAGCUGGGUGCGUGUUGAGUCCGAUCAAUCGAGAAAACGGAAGGAGCUGCGGAACUGGUAAUUUAGAAUGUUGCAUUGGGUUGGUUCGAGGCAGGGAUGCAAACUUGGAACUUCCUUGUGUUGACCUCAUCACCUCCGAGCUGGCCAGGUGGUUUUCAUUGCAAGUCAGUCAUGCCCAAAUUCAGUCGGGCACUCUGUACUAAGGGCGAGCUCCCGACACAACACAGGAGAUAUGGGGGUUCAUGUGCUGCUUGCAGGCGCCGCCUGUGCCUUAGCCUUCCAUUACAUGUUUGGGCGACCAUGGAC